This is a messenger RNA of Lottia gigantea (owl limpet), 369 nucleotides long. RefSeq lists its product as hypothetical. The record is from RefSeq and is a predicted model, not a curated record. The transcript has 2 exons. NCBI's taxonomy places the organism in Eukaryota, Metazoa, Mollusca, Gastropoda, Lottiidae. Gene Ontology annotation, molecular function: oxidoreductase activity. The annotation marks the transcript as partial.
UUAUGGGGAGUGGUGAAUAACGCUGGAAUAAACUUUGUUGGUCCAAUAGAAUUAACCAAUAUACAGCAAAUACACAGAGUUUGUGAUGUUCAUCUAUUUGGUACUGUUCGUGUUACAAAGGCGUUUUUACCCUUACUUCGUCAAUCUAAAGGUCGCAUUAUAAAUAUGUCAAGUUUAAGAGGGGUUACAUUGAGAGCGAAGUUAGCGGCGUAUGGAAUGUCUAAAGCUGGAAUAGAAACAUUUUCAGACUCAUUGAGACUAGAAAUGGCACGGUUUGGUAUUAAAGUCAGCAUAAUUCAGCCAGGAAAUUUUGGUCAGUGUACUGCCAUUGCCAAUAAAGAUGUGGUAAGAUUUUUCCUCUAUAAAUAA